Molecule: messenger RNA, 732 nt
Organism: Diversispora eburnea
Lineage: Eukaryota; Fungi; Glomeromycota; Glomeromycetes; Diversisporales; Diversisporaceae
Source: the annotation of a GenBank genome assembly
AUGUCACAAUAUGACUUGAAUAUACAGCGACUUCCUUUGGAAGUUUUACAACAUAUUUUUAUCUUAUCGUCCAACCCAUCUUUUCCUCUUGUAUCUCGGAAUUUCCACAAAGCUGCAAAUUCUCAAGCAAGCGUGAAGACUCAAUGGCUCUUGCACUAUUUUCAAGGAAAGUGCAAGAGCGCUUUACAGGGAGGUUUAAAAUGGCGAUUUUUUAAUAAAGAAAUACUCAACCAAUUAGAUAAUAUUUAUUAUCAACAAAAUUUAAAAAUAUAUGAGAAGAUGGUAGGUUCUUAUAUAACCAAGGUUAUUCCCCAACCUGAGAAGAUAAUUCCUUAUGAAAACAGGAUUAUUCCUCAAAGGUUCUUUUCUUCUCCGGACCCGGAUGGUCGUCUUAUAGAAUUAACGAAAAUUCUACUUGAUCGUGGUGCCUCACCCAAUGAACCACAAGGAUAUCCUAUUGCAAAAUCUGUACAAAGGGGAAAUAUUAAAAUGGCAAAACUUUUAAUUCAAUAUAAAGCCAAAAUCGAUGCAGCAGAAAACCUUGCUUUAAAACUUUGUGUUGCGCGUAAUAAUUUAGAAAUGGCCAAGUUAUUAUUAGAUAAUGGGGCUAGGGCAGAAGAUUCAUUUUUGGCAACUGCGGUUAAAAAGGGUUUCUGGGAAAUGAAAAAAUUGUUAAAGGACUACGGUGCUACUGAAAACGCUGAAACGAUUAAUGCAUUUCAGAGAAGAUGA